This is a messenger RNA of Suillus fuscotomentosus, 303 nucleotides long. RefSeq lists its product as uncharacterized. NCBI's taxonomy places the organism in Eukaryota, Fungi, Basidiomycota, Agaricomycetes, Boletales, Suillaceae. The coding region runs from base 1 to 303 and encodes 100 amino acids. The transcript is spliced from 2 exons. The record is from RefSeq and is a predicted model, not a curated record.
AUGUUGAUGGGAAGAAAGAGCUCAGAGGUCCUGUCGAAUGUGAAUGGGCACAGCUUUGAGGCUGGCACUUGGUCUAUCAGUGUCUUGUUAUUGUUGUUAUCAGAGACGGAUCCUGACAACCUCUACGAGUUCUCGCCUGAACGCCACAUUGCAUCAGAUACUAAGGACUAUCAGUCUAUUUUAGACCCCUCAAAAUGUCCUACUCUCUUUGCAAUCCUCAAGUCACCCUUCAUUGGCCUCAGCAUUGUCCCACCAUUUAUUCCCGUCUCUGCACUUGAUGCGCCCCCUGGGGUUGGACGAUGA